AUGCUUACUGAGAAACAGUAUGGAGGCAUUAUUUUUGCACACAAGCUUGGUCACUCAAACCGAGCAAUAGCCCAGACCAUUGGUUGUCAUCAUAAAACUAUUGAUCGUAUUCUUGCUCAACACUUAACUUCUGAAAAAACACUUCCUAAAAAAAAUAUCGACCGUCCUCCCUUGAUCAACACUGCAGGUUGUGAAUACUUUAAGAAACUUGUAACCAAUGGAAAGAGACAGUUUAUAGCAGAUGCAUUCUGUAUAGCCUUUGAAAAAAAACAAGACAAAAAGCUCUUUUUCCAGUUCCGAAGAAAGGUCUAUAUAUGUGUAUGGCAUAAAACCGGAGAAGAAUUGCAAUCAAACUGUCUUGCUCCGAAGGUUGUUCGAAGUGAGGGAUAUAUAGUGUGGACUGAGUUUGCUUGGAAGGAAUAUGGACCACUUGUCUUGUAUUCUGGCUCUAUUAUAGGUAGAGUGCAUACACAGUUAUUGAGAGAGCAUGCAAUUCCAGCACUCACUUCAAUUUUUUAG
Acaulospora morrowiae is the source of this 519-nucleotide messenger RNA. The record is from the annotation of a GenBank genome assembly. Lineage: Eukaryota; Fungi; Glomeromycota; Glomeromycetes; Diversisporales; Acaulosporaceae.